AGUAACUCCAUAGAUCACCCCAUACGAUGCAAAGCCCCGGUGUUAUGCACCCGGAAGUGCGGUCUUCGUUUCUGUGACGUAAUACUGAGUGAAUACGAAAAGUAUAAACAGACGGAGCCCGCCCGCGUGUCAGUGUUGUGCAGCUCUUGUUCCUCCUGCAGCGCCGUUUCCUACUGUACACACUGCUGGAAAGAUCUUUUCGUAGUGUGCAGUUGUUGAGGUGUGAGGUGUCCUACUGAAGCUAGCAGUGUGAAGGUCAAGAUGAUAAGUAAGAGUGUUGUGAAAGCGCUUUUGGGCUCCCUGCGUGGGAUUUCUUCUUCUAACCUUCGAAUGAGUUCUGUCAGUGCUACACACCCACAGAGAGAAGGGAUCAAACGUAGGGAACUGGAGAAAAAUGAAAUGCGGCCACUCUACAUGGACUUUCAGGCGACAACACCUAUGGACCCAAGAGUCUUGGAUGCUAUGCUCCCCUUCCAAGUGAACUACUAUGGCAAUCCACACUCCAGGACUCAUGCUUAUGGGUGGGAAAGUGAGAGUGCAAUGGAAAGAGCAAGAAAACAAGUAGCAGUUCUUAUUGGUGCCGAUCCACGUGAAAUUGUGUUUACUAGUGGUGCCACAGAGUCCAACAACAUGUCCAUCAAAGGUGUGGCUCGUUUCUAUAAAGCCAAGAAGAAACACAUCAUCACCACACAGACAGAGCACAAGUGUGUAUUAGACUCCUGUCGUGUCCUAGAGGCUGAGGGAUUUAAAGUAACCUACCUGCCUGUAAAAAACAAUGGCUUGAUUGACCUCCAGCAAUUAGAGGAAACAGUAUGUUCUGAUACAAGCUUGGUGUCUGUGAUGACUGUUAACAAUGAAAUCGGAGUUAAGCAGCCAAUCAAAGAAAUAGGACAGAUCUGUAGGUCCAAGAACGUGUUCUUCCACACUGAUGCAGCCCAGGCGGUCGGAAAAAUCCCCAUUAAUGUCUCUACCUUGAAAGUGGAUUUAAUGUCAAUUAGUGGGCACAAAAUAUAUGGCCCCAAAGGUGUUGGUGCUCUGUAUGUGAGGAGGAGGCCUAGAGUUCGCAUCGAGCCAUUACAGAGUGGAGGUGGUCAGGAAAGAGGCCUGCGCUCAGGCACUGUACCAACUCCUCUGGUUGUGGGUCUCGGUGCUGCCUGUGAGAUUGCCCAGAAAGAAAUGGAGUAUGAUCAUGCCCGAGUCUCCAUGCUUGCUAAUCGCCUUCUGCAGAAGAUAAUGUCUGAGGUUCCUGAUGUUGUGAUGAAUGGAGAUCCUGAACACAGAUAUCCAGGAUGUGUCAAUUUAUCAUUUGCUUAUGUUGAGGGAGAAAGUCUACUGAUGGCCUUAAAAGAUGUUGCACUUUCAUCUGGGAGUGCAUGCACUUCUGCUUCUUUAGAACCUUCCUACGUACUUAGAGCAAUAGGAACAGAUGAGGAUCUUGCCCAUUCCUCAAUUCGGUUUGGAAUUGGGCGCUUUACUACAGAGGAGGAAGUGGACUACACAGCAGAGAAGUGCAUUCAGCAGGUUCAGCGUCUACGGGAGAUGAGUCCACUGUGGGAGAUGGUGCAGGAAGGCAUUGAUCUGAAAAGUAUCAAAUGGACACAGCACUGAAGAACUUGAUAGGAUGAAGUGAUUGGAAAAUACUGAAGUGUGAAUAAUUUGUUUGAAUAGUGUACCUAGAACUUCUCUCAUAAUUUGAGCAAUUAUUGUUUUGUCUUAAAAAAAUCAUUCAGCAGUGUUUUUGAGUGGACGUUCAACAGGAAAGGCUUCUUAGAAUUUGUUUUCAGGUUCUUGUUUUCAGGUAAAUCACACUGCAUAAUACAAUCAUUUAUAUAUGUAGUGUUUCUCAGUACAGUGUUUUGUGUUUAGCUUUUAUAUAAAGCUUGCACUUAGCUUUGCCAAUCCUCCAAUUAUAUUCUCUACCAUGUGUUAUUUGUUGUUAUAAAUUUGUUGUUUAAAAUAAAUUAAAUUUUUAUA
Hemibagrus wyckioides is the source of this 1974-nucleotide messenger RNA. RefSeq names its product NFS1 cysteine desulfurase (gene nfs1). Gene Ontology annotation, cellular component: cytosol; mitochondrion; nucleus. Gene Ontology annotation, biological process: [2Fe-2S] cluster assembly. Bases 262 to 1608 code for a protein of 448 amino acids. Gene Ontology annotation, molecular function: cysteine desulfurase activity; pyridoxal phosphate binding. The record is from RefSeq and is a predicted model, not a curated record. Lineage: Eukaryota; Metazoa; Chordata; Actinopteri; Siluriformes; Bagridae. The transcript has 15 exons.